Molecule: messenger RNA, 1003 nt
Organism: Morus notabilis
Lineage: Eukaryota; Viridiplantae; Streptophyta; Magnoliopsida; Rosales; Moraceae
Product: RNA-binding protein pno1
Exons: 2
Coding region: 182-844 (220 amino acids)
Cellular component (GO): nucleolus
Molecular function (GO): RNA binding
Source: RefSeq, a predicted model, not a curated record
AGCCGUUUGUUUCUCUCUCUCUAUCUCUCCCCUCUCUCUCCUCCGGCGAACGCAGACGCAGAGACGACGGUUCUCGGCCUCUAUUGCGGCGGAUCUCCGCUCUCCAUAACUCGCUUGCUUCCUUUGAACCUCCUUCAGGUCUAGGAGAAACUUGUGGUGAACCAAACUCGAUUCAAAAAAGAUGCAGAAUAACGAAGCUUCUGCUGCAAUGGAAGUUGAAGCAGUUCCAUCUGUGGCCAGAACUUUGCCACCGAAACCGAAGUUCAAGCCUCUAAAGGCUCACGAGAUGUCAGACGGCCAAGUUCAGUUCCGGAAGGUCUCAGUCCCGCCGCACCGCUACUCGCCCCUGAAGAAGGCUUGGAUGGACAUCUACACGCCGGUGUAUGAGCAGAUGAAGAUCGACAUCCGCAUGAACCUCAAGGCUCGUAAGGUGGAGCUGAAAACAAGACAGGACACACCCGACAUCAGUAACUUGCAGAAGUGCGCAGAUUUUCUGCACGCCUUCAUGCUCGGUUUUGAUUUGGUGGAUGCUAUCGCGCUUUUGCGGUUGGAUGAGCUCUACGUUGAGUCUUUCGAGAUCAAGGACGUCAAGACGCUUCGAGGAGAGCAUUUGUCCCGCGCCAUUGGAAGAUUGUCGGGUAAAGGGGGUAAAACUAAGUUUGCAAUUGAGAAUGCUACAAAGACAAGAAUAGUGAUUGCUGAUACAAAGAUUCACAUAUUGGGUUCUUUUGCGAAUAUUAAGGUUGCAAGGGAUUCACUUUGCAACCUAAUUCUAGGUUCCCCUGCUGGGAAGGUGUACUCGAAACUAAGAGCAGUUACUGCUAGAUUGGCCGAGAGAUUUUGAUUUGAUUCCUCUUUUUUUUUUUUUAUAUAUAUGUUGUGGGUUUUAUUCCCGAGUGAUGGAAUUUUGGCAUGAAAAUUUUGGGUGAAAACUUCAUUGUUUGAGAGAUUGAUGUUGUAGUGAUUUUAACUUUUAUAUUUAUAUAUAUGCUUCUUGCUUCCU